CUGGAACACAGUCAGGAUGUCUAGAAAUAAUUAGCCCGGGUUUGAGGUGUGUAAACACAGGGUUAAAGAGCAAAGUGCCGACCCUUUGAAACACUUGAGUUUCAGUGUGUCUGGAUGUCUACAUUCAUAAGUAUGGAGAGUCCACAGGAGACGAUCAUGAGGAUCUCACAGGAGCUUGGCUGUAGCCCCACGUCACGCAGGGUGGCAGAAUAUCUGGACCAACAUGAUGAGAUCGCACACCUGCGACAGGAGUUUCUCAUUCCUAAAAUAUCUGACCUGCCAUCAUCGGAGUUGUCACUGCUUGAUGAUUCUGAAGAUUGUGUUUAUUUUGUGGGCAAUUCUUUGGGUUUACAGCCCAAAAGUGCAAAAAAAUAUAUUGAUGAGGAAUUAGAAAAAUGGGCCAAAACGGGUGUUCAUGGUCACACGGACGGUUCACGGCCUUGGGCCUGGGCUGAAAACGAUCUAGAGGGUCUGAUGGCAAAUGUUGUGGGUGCUAAACAAGAGGAAGUGGCUUUGAUGAAUGGAUUGACCGUCAAUUUACAUCUUCUAAUGCUUUCCUUCUAUAAACCGACUCCAAAGCGGCACAAAAUUAUUCUGGAGGACCGUGCCUUUCCAUCGGACCACUAUGCUGUGGAAUCUCAGAUUCGUCUUCGAGGGUUCAGUCCUGACGACAGCAUGCUGCUUAUUAAACCUAGACAGGGUGAAGAGAUCCUAAGAACGGAGGAUAUCCUGUCCGUUAUCGAGCGGGAGGGGGACAGUGUGGCUCUGGUCAUGUUCAGCGCCGUUCAGUAUUACACCGGUCAGUUUUUCGACAUGGAGGCCAUUACAAAAGCAGGACACGCUAAGGGAUGUUUGGUGGGAUUUGAUUGUGCUCACGCUGUAGGAAACGUAGAGCUGCGACUUCAUGGCUGGAAUGUAGAUUUUGCCUGCUGGUGCUCCUAUAAGUAUGUGAAUUCAGGGGCAGGGGGUUUGGCAGGUGCUUUUAUACACGAGAAGCACAUGGAUACAGUCAGACCAGCGCUGGUGGGCUGGUGGGGACAUGAACUGAAAACCAGAUUCUUGAUGAACAAUGAACUGAAGCUCCAGUCUGGUGUUAAUGGAUUUCGUCUGUCAAAUCAGCCAAUCUUACUAGUGUGCCCCCUACAGGCCAGUUUAGAGAUUUUUAACAAGACGAGCAUGAAGGACUUGAGGACGAAGUCUGUGCUUCUGACAGGCUAUCUGGAGUACCUCCUCGAACAUUACCACAGCAAAGAUGAGUCAAACCCAGACAAGGCCUACGUUGAGAUCAUCAGUCCGUCAGAGCCGCAGGAGAGAGGCUGUCAGCUGUCCAUCUGCUUCUCACUGCCCAUCAGACUCGUGUUUAAAGAGCUGGAGAAGAGAGGAGUUGCGUGCGAUUUGAGAGAACCAAACGUUCUGCGGGUCGCUCCUGUCCCUCUGUACAACACCUUCACAGAUGUGCAUCGCUUUAUUACUGUUCUGGGAUCAGCUCUGAGCACCUCUAAUAAACUCCAGCGAAGCUGAACGCUGAUUCGACAUCUGGACCCCUUUGACAAGAUGUUAAAGUGUUUUUACUGGCUGUUAAUCAGCCAUCAUUUGAGUCAGUAUUUGUGUGAAUCAGUGUUUAAAAAUGGCAGUAAAGAUUCAUCUUCAAUUCACUUUCUGUUUUGUGUCUUUAAAUAGAGAAAUUGUGCUUAUAAUGAGGAUUGCUGGGAGAUCAUUUGAAUAUAAAGAAAGACUAAUAAGAUCACAUUGGUGACAUUGAGAUUGUUAACUUUUUUUGUGAUGAUCUUCAGAACAUUAUCAGAUCAUGCUGGUGACUCAUGUGUAUGUUCUAGAGUUGCACACCUCACCGCUGGCUGUGAGUCUCAUUUGUAUGAGUUGUUCUUUCACAAUUAGAAGAAAGUUUCUGACAUGUGCUACACUGACAGAGUGAGUCACUUUGACCGAUGUCUUUUCCAUUGUUACACUUUAUUGGCAGAUGGUAAAUGGAUGAACCUUUUUUUAAUUAUUUAAUAGUUAUUUAAUAUUUCAAAAUAGUUUAAGAGUAUUUGUUAAAGGAUAAUUUUACAGCGUGUAACAAUCGUGCGUUGUCAUUUACUCAACCUUAUGUGGUUCCAAACAUGUACGUGACUAUUUCAUAUGUGUAACACAGACAAUGAUAUUUUGGGAAGUGGUUUUGUGUCCAUACAAGGUGAGUUAAUGCGGGCAAGUGUUGUUUGGUCAUCAACAUCCUUAAAAAUAUCAUCUUUUGUGUUCUGCAGAUAAAAGAAGUUCAGGUUCUAUGUUUGGAAUGACAUGAUUGUGAUUAAAUGAAUGAAUGAAUUUUCA
This is a messenger RNA of Triplophysa dalaica, 2328 nucleotides long. Its product is annotated as kynureninase-like. The transcript has 14 exons. The record is from RefSeq and is a predicted model, not a curated record. Lineage: Eukaryota; Metazoa; Chordata; Actinopteri; Cypriniformes; Nemacheilidae. Gene Ontology annotation, molecular function: pyridoxal phosphate binding; kynureninase activity. Gene Ontology annotation, cellular component: cytoplasm. The coding region runs from base 115 to 1521 and encodes 468 amino acids. Gene Ontology annotation, biological process: NAD+ biosynthetic process.